AUGGUUCGCCAUCGUCCCACGAGGAUAGCCGUAGAGACUGGCAAUGCAUCUGGGGCAGGGACCUUGAAAACGAGUUUGAAACAACCUUCCCCUGGAUCCUCCCCCAAACAGUCGGUAAGGCCACCUGUCGUAGCGUCACAUUCCAGCAAUAACUCCCACCCUACCUUUAACGAUCAUGACGAAAGGGAAUCUCGGGGGUUGUCUUCGAGUAGGGGAUCAACAUCUGGCCCCCAGCCCCUCCCAUUCGCGCCUUCGGUUCAGCAUCAGAGCCCCAACGCACCGUUACCAGGCGGGCAAGGCGACAAGCCAGCACGACACGGAAACCUUCCUACAUUUGCUUCGACAGAUUCUCCACCCGCCAGGCGAGAGCCUACCCAAGGGCAGAUGGUAAAUCGGCCAGUCAGGGAAUCAGCGCAUUCCAGGCCAGCGAGGUUCCCGUCGCGCAAUCGCCCUGACUCACGGAGCUCCAAUGUGUCUAAGCAAAGGUCUAGAUGUGCGUCGUUAGCAUCCAGCACGAUAGGACGGCAACGGAGAGCCAACAUUAGCCACGAAUUUACGAACGGCAUGGCAGGGGUUAUCAAUCAAUUUACUCAGCAGCAGAGCGCGGCUCUCGAGGAGCAGAAGAUGAAGUAUCACAAAUACAUCCGGCGGGUCAAGCGAGACCUUGCGAGCCAGUCCACAGUUAUUGCCCAACAUAUAUCGCGGAUCCAAUCCCAACAAACCCAAAUAGAGGACUUGAAAACUUCUAAGACGCAGAUGACAGCCAAGAUGGAAGAUAUCGAAGGCAAACUGGAGCUGUCUGAAGAACGAGCCCAGAGACUGGAAGAAAAGUACCGCAUUUGCAAGUCCCAUCUCAAUUCCGCUAUUCAAGAACAGCAGGAUCUCUACACUCGUUCAAAAAAGCAAUGGGGGGAUGUUAUUGAAGAGCUCGAUGACUUAACACACCGGGUUGAGGAGAAGGAACUGGAGCUUGCGAAAGAAAAGGAAUCUGUUCGGUUCUUGACCGAGAAACUUCAGAGCCUCCAGACCACCUCAAGUGGGUUCGAGGCUCUCGCUGUUCAAGGGAAAGAAAUUAUGAAUAAACUUGCUGCACAGCAGGUGGAAACCGAGUCACAGCGCCAAAAGCUAGCGGAAGAUUUCCAACAAAGGCUUGAUCAAAUUGCCACUCGGCUGGAGACACUUUCCAAUUCGAUGACUACUCAGCCAGGACUUUUGCGCGAUAUUCAAAAGGCUCAGGAUCUAGCAACAGCUUCUGUCACGACCAAGCUCGAGGAUAUUUUAGAAUCUCGGAAUGCGGCGAUGGAGACCACAAAUCAACUUUCCGCUGACCUUGAAUUCCAUACAGGGAAGAUUUGGCAACGGCUAGACAGCCAGCUCGAGGCACUGAGCACCAAGCUUGCGGAAAAGGCCGAGGAGAACGGCAUGGUCUCGACACUCUACAAAAGAAAAGACGCUGAGUGCCAAGAGCACCUUCACGAGCUUGCGAUGUUAAGGGAGACAACGGAAAAACAAACUGACCAACUACAUGAGCUUGAAGCAGGUCUGGUUGCUUCAGAUGCCGCCCAAGAACAGAGUGACCAGCUCAUCCGACGCUUGGAGGCUAGAGUGACGGAGACAGAACAGUUGAGGGCAGAGGCUAAGAUCAAAGCUGAGACAGUGGCCGAACUUCAGCGAAAACUCGACAAUAGCGAAGUGGCGCAUAUCUCUGAGAUACAAAAGUGCAAUUCAAAUAUCGAGAAGCUCGUCCAAGAAAUCAAGGAAAAGGACCAAUCGUCCGUCGUCGCAGCUCAGCGUGCGGCCGAGACCGCUCGACACGAAGCUCGGGCUGAGAUGAACAAAUUCAGUAUGAGAUCAGAAAAGACGCUUAUGGAGAUUACAGAACACCGGGAUCUUUUAGCUUCUGAGCUAGAUGUUCUGAAAAAAGAUAUCCAAGAAACCAAAAGCGCUAGCUGCCGAGAUGCCGAGACAAUCCGUUUGCUUCAGGAUAAGCUUGCCACAGAAGAGACCAAAGGAAAGGAAACCACCGAACAGUUCACAAAACACGCAUCACAGAUGAGGGCUUCAGAGAACCAGCUUUCAUGCCGUGUUGCAGAACUGGAAGGGCAGCUCGGUACCGCCCACAAGCGGGCGUCUGAAUUGGAAUCUAAUAAUGAGCGCCAGUGUGAAAAGAUCAAGACAUUAGUCUCGGGUUUGAGAUGCUGGGCAAACCAGGAUGCUCUCAGAAAUGAGCUAGAUGGUCUUCUGUAUGGGGACAAAAGUGUGGAUGAAAUCGGGGUGUUAUUAAGGCGAGUUCUGGGGACCCCGUUGCAUUCUCAAGUCUCACCAUUUGCAACCUCUGAGGUACGACAAGAUAUGGUGCUACUGGACGGGGAGAACUUGAAAUUCAUUCCGAGUAAAAGCGACCGGUCUCCAAGUUUGGACGCAGGAGGUCAUACCGACAACGACCUACAGGCGAAAGACGAUACCGACGGCGAGGUGGAAAACGCCAUGGAAACCGGGAGCAAUGGGGCGGAGAAAACGGUUGUGAGUGACCCGUUGUCAUACGUAUCAAGUUUCCACCAUACGAGGCGCGUCGUCGUUCAAAGCCCGGCAAACGUACCGAAUCAGCCAGCGGCUCCAUCGGUCGAUCAGGAGAAGCUACGUCGGAGAGAGGCUAUGCAGCCAAAGUCCAUUAUGAAGCACGAGACUCGAAGUACUGGUGAUAUUCCCGAGCCGGGAGAAGUUCCUGCUGUAGCGGGGCAUGGAGCUUUUAGACGAUCUCGACAUCUCGGGUUAAGGACUCACACUAGGACGGACGACAGCCAAGCGAACAACGAGGUUUUUGUGGCACCUGACGCAAGCAUAACUGAGAAGACGACCGAGCCGUCAAGUAGACGGCCUAGCAAACGAAGACGCUCAGAAUCAGCGAUAAUUGACAACGCCAGCAGCUCUAGCCAGGGACAAAAAAGGAACUUGAUAAAGGUGGACGCAGCACCGAAGCGGGUUACGAUGGACUCAAAAAAGUCACAGGUCUCGGCGGUUGGGACGCAAACAAGCUUUAAAGGGGUUGACUCGACGCCCAACAGCGCUCAAGAAUUUCAGACACCGACAACUCGCAACUCACGGAGGUACUCGGGCAACACAACUCAAUCCCUCCCUCGAACACCGUCCGCAAAUAGCUCCCAGGUCCUUGGUGCAAGACAAACAAAUGUCAGGACUUACGGCUCGCAACGGGGAGCUGCGGAACCUCCAAGCGGACAGAAUGUGGCCUCUCGUUUCAGUUUGCGGUCUCAGUCUCAUUUUCAACCGCAGUCUCAGUAUUGGCCCCCAAAAGAAAAACAGGGAUCACAGGAAUUAGCCCAAAUCUCUUAG
Messenger RNA from Dichotomopilus funicola, 3351 nucleotides. RefSeq lists its product as uncharacterized. Bases 1 to 3351 code for a protein of 1116 amino acids. The transcript is spliced from 5 exons. The record is from RefSeq and is a predicted model, not a curated record. Lineage: Eukaryota; Fungi; Ascomycota; Sordariomycetes; Sordariales; Chaetomiaceae.